Messenger RNA from Trachemys scripta elegans, 4044 nucleotides. RefSeq names its product actin binding LIM protein family member 2 (gene ABLIM2). Gene Ontology annotation, cellular component: actin cytoskeleton. The transcript is spliced from 22 exons. Gene Ontology annotation, biological process: lamellipodium assembly; cytoskeleton organization. Lineage: Eukaryota; Metazoa; Chordata; Testudines; Emydidae. Gene Ontology annotation, molecular function: actin filament binding. The record is from RefSeq and is a predicted model, not a curated record. Bases 340 to 2373 code for a protein of 677 amino acids.
CGGGGGGGCAGAGCCGCACGGCGGAGAAGGGCUGUGAGGCGCUGCUCUGCGCCAGGCUUGCGCUCUGCCUUGCGCAGCGCACGGGGCGUUUGCAUGACAGCUGCGGGGCCGGGAUGCUGCCGGUCUAGAGAACUUGGGGAUGCGCCACCAGGGAGCGGGGCGUUGAAUGAGGCUGCGCUGGGUGGGGAGGCGGCUCUGGGGCACUUUUGAUGUGUACCAGGGGCAGGUGGCUUGGCCCGCCCCUGGCGCUCUGCGCACCACGAGCGCGGGCCGGAGUGGGGAACUGCGCCAGUGCAUGCGGCUCCAGGUGCGGCUGAGAGCAGCUCCCACUGCCAGACCAUGAGCACCAGCACAGUUUCUCAACCACAGGCUGUACAUAGCCACCUGGAGAAACCAUCAGGUACAGCAAUUCUCUGCAAUAACUGUGGAAACCCAUGCAAAGGGGAAGUUUUGAGAGUUCAGAACAAAUAUUUUCAUAUUAAGUGCUUUGUUUGUAAAGCUUGUGGAUGUGACCUGGCUCAAGGAGGAUUUUUUGUGAGACAGGGAGACUACAUCUGUACUUUGGACUAUCAAAGACUCUAUGGCACACGGUGCAUCAGCUGUGAUGAAUUCAUUGAGGGGGAAGUGGUUUCAGCACUGGGGAAAACCUACCAUCCGGCCUGUUUUGUGUGUGCUCUUUGCAGGCUGCCUUUUCCUCCUGGGGACCGGGUGACUUUCAAUGGGAAAGAGUGUGUCUGUCAGAAGUGUUCACUGCCCCCUGCUGGCAGCAAUAGCACUUUCCCCAUCCAGGCCCUGCGAAAUUGCGGGGGCUGUGGUUCAGAAAUAAAAAAUGGACAGUCGUUGGUAGCGUUGGACAAACAUUGGCAUUUGGGCUGUUUUAAAUGCAAGACGUGUGGCAAACUUCUGAAUGCAGAGUACAUCAGCAAGGAUGGCGCUCCAUACUGUGAAAUGGACUAUCAUGCUAAGUUUGGCAUAAGAUGUGAUAACUGUGAGAAGUACAUCACUGGAAGAGUGCUGGAGGCCGGAGAAAAACAUUAUCACCCAGCUUGUGCACGAUGUGUCAGAUGCAGUCAGAUGUUUGCAGAAGGAGAAGAAAUGUAUCUACAAAGUACUUCCAUUUGGCAUCCAGCCUGUAGACAGGCAGCCAAGACUGAAGAAAAAAGCAAGGAAACUAGAACUUCCUCUGAGAGUGUGAUUUCCAUUCCUGCUUCAAGUACAUCAGGUUCUCCAAGCCGUGUGAUCUAUGCAAAGCUCGGAGAUGAAAUUCUUGACUACAGGGAUUUGGCUGCUCUUCCUAAAAAUAAAGCCAUCUAUAACAUUGCCCGCCCAGAUAUGAUCUCCUAUACGCCAUAUAUCAGUUACUCUUCAGAUGACAGGCAUAGUUAUGGGGAGUCACCUCAGUUGCCCUCUCCAACACUUACUGAGGGCGACCAAGAUGAUAGAUCUUUCAAACAGUAUAGGACAUCAAGUCCUAGUUCUACUGGAUCUCUGGGUUAUGGUCGCUACACUCCAACAUCCCAUUCUCCUCAGCAUUACAGCAGACCAGCUGGUACUCAGACUCUUGGUACCAGUAGCUGCAUCUCCCUGCCCCAACACCCAAGCCCUACAUCUACAUUCAGACAUCAUUACAUCCCUUUCUUCAAAGGCAGUGAAAGUGGUCGGAGCACUCCAAGCUUAUCCAUGUAUUCAGACAGCAAAUCUUCGCCUUCUGCCUAUCAGCAGGCUCCUAGACAUUUCCAUGUUCCAGACACUGGAGUAAAAGAUAACAUCUAUAGGAAACCCCCUAUCUACAGACAGAAUGUAAGAAGAUCAGAGGGGGAGGAUGGAAGUUUUGAUCAGGACAAUAGGAAGCUAAAGACCAGUUGGCUGAUUCUGAAGGGGGAGAUGGAUACCAGAACUAAUUCUCCAGAUUUGGAUACUCAGUCACUAUCACACAGUCCUGGAACUGACAGAGAACAGCUCCGGCAAAUGCAAGAGAAUGCAACCACCAUAUAUUCAAGAUUCCCAUAUGCCAAAUCUGCUUCUCUUCCUGGCUACGGAAAGAACGGAUUGCACCAGACUGCAAGUAUGGGCCAAUAUGAAACAGACCAAGAUGCCAGUUGGGGGAUGAGAGAAUACAAGGUAAGAAGUGCCAUGCCAACACUGGGAGAAUGCUCAGAUUCACCCCUUCCUAGCAAGAUCUAUCCUUAUGAAACGCUUAUUGUAACAAACCGAAUUCGGGUGAAACUGCCUAAGGAUGUGGACAGGACCAGACUGGAGAGGCACUUGUCCCCUGAAGAGUUCCAGGAAGUCUUCAAAAUGAACAUAGAAGAAUUUGAUCGUCUGGCACUUUGGAAGCGGAAUGACCUAAAGAAAAAGGCCCUGCUUUUCUAACCUCGCUCAGACAGAAAAAAAAAAUAAUGUGCUUAAUCAAAACAAAAAUUGUCUUGCCAGAACUAUCAUAUGCAGUUACUGUUGAACCAUUGUCCAGCUUCAUUGUGUUAGUGUAUGUGGAAGGGAAAUGAAGGAAAAGAUUAAAUGGCAGUGCAUUGGUAUAGAGGUAAUUUGCUGACAUUGCAUGACUGGCUGGUUCUGUCAGUAGCUCCUGGUCCUAGCCAGUUUACAUCAUACAAAAAUCUAGCUUUAAAUUAACUGUUGCUUGUGGUUAUUGCUUGAUGCAAAAGGAGAUUUUAAAAGGGAAGAGAAAGAAAUGUAGCUGUGACAAAAGAAAUCCACCUAACAUUUUGUUUCAAUAAGUUUUACAAUAAUUAUGAAACUUUUAGAAAUCACAUGACUAAUGAACAUAAAGUUCUCCUAUGGGUGUGGGGGGGAAUAGGCUAUUUUUUAAAAAAUGUGGGAAAGGCCAAAGAAAAGCAUUUCAGCAAGUUGCAACUGUUUUUGUGUGGUACUUUUUAGGAAUGAAAGCAAAACUAUCAAAGCACCUUAAAUCUAGUUCUUACACUUUAGAUGGAAGCUACUGUCUAAAAGAUCACAUACAUCUAAAUAGUAACUAGUUAUCUUCAGUUACAACACAAAAAGAUUUUAUUUUAUUACAAAAUAUAUUGUGACAAGUUAUAAUGACUAAAGCAUAUAAAGAGACCUACUAAGAAAAGUUUAUGUCCCAUUCAUCAGGAAAACUAAAGCCUUAUACAAAACUGGUUCAAGGGUGUAAAGUACCAGUUACUUGUGUUUUCCUAAUCUUUUGGGGAUUUUUUACAUUUCGUGCUGAUACAAAUACCAUGAAAUCUUAAUUCUCUCUAUAUAUAGCUACAUAUAGAAGAAUAUUGUUUUGUAAAUAUAUGUUAAAGCAUAAAGGCAUACUUAUUUCCUCUACUCUUUGGCUUUACUUUUUAAGCCUGAAGAGCUAUGGUGGCAAUUUGAUAGCUGUGGAAUAGUAGUGUUCAGCAUAAAAUGUAACAAAAAAAUAACAACAAAAAAAGCUUGAUGUGCUCUACAAUAAUUAUCAAAUGGUAACCAAAUAUAUCUAUUAUAAAAACCCUUGUUCAUUAAUAUUUGCAUGUUUCUAUACAAAUCAAAUCAAAAACCUAUGUAUUAUUGGUGCAGCACCUUGAAACUUUCUCUUAAAUAACAAGUAAAGUUAACAAAAUCUAAGUGUUUGAUAUGAGCAUUAGAUAUUAAGAUCUCUUCCAGAUGAAAGACAGUAUUAAAUUUAAUAAUUUCAUAUGGUCAGAAAUACAGUUGCUGAUGAAGAAUGUUUUUAAAAUGAGUUGCUAGUUUUAUGUGAUACUAAAAGAGCAUUUUAAAAAAAGUACAUUUUUCAGCCAUAUGUCAGCGUUCUGCAUUUUUACUGUCUUGAGUGUUUGUACUCAUCUUCUACAUCACUCUGUCUUUAUGCGUUUCCUUAAAGUAACUUUAAUAUAUGCACUGCUUCACACUAGUUCAACUGGUCCAGUGAUGGAGAAAUUGUAAUGUUGAACAUGCCUUCUUCCAAUUAACAUUCAAAAUUCAUGCUGUUGGAAAUAAAUAUUUUCUCAUGACCUAAAUGUUUUGUCUGAUAAUACGUAUGUCUAGAAAAAUCAUUAAAAAGUAAAACAUAGCUUGAUA